AUGGCUAAUCUCACUAUGAGUGGGUUUCUUCUAACGGGAUUUUCUGACAAGCCUGAGCUAGAACUAGUCCAUGCUUCUCUGUUCUUAGUCUUGUAUAUGGUGGCGGUAACUGGCAAUCUCCUCAUUAUCUCUGCAAUUUCCAUGGAUCAUAGUCUCCACUCACCCAUGUAUUUCUUCCUGAAACAUCUCUCCUGCCUGGAUCUGUGUUACAUUUCUGUGACUGUGCCAAGGGCCAUUUACAACUCUUUCAUGCAUAGUGGCUACAUUUCCCUUGGGGAAUGCAUAGUGCAGUGUUUUACUUUCAUUCUGUGUGGUUCUGCUGAGCUAUCCAUGCUGACGGUGAUGUCUUAUGAUCGCUAUGUGGCCAUCUGCCUUCCACUGCGCUACGAAAUCAUCAUGAAUGUCAGCAAAUGUGUCUACAGUGUCUUAGGCAUCUGGAUCAGUGGGGUCAUUUCUGGAGCCAUGCACACAGCUGGCACUUUUUCCAUGCACUUCUGUGGUUCCCAUAUCAUUCACCAAUUCUUCUGUGACAUCCCUCAGCUCCUGAAACUCUCUUGUUCUAAUGAGUAUAUCAGCGAAGUCUCAGUCAAUGGAUUCAUGGCACCUGUGUCGUUUAUUUGUGUCACCCUUAUUGGACUGUCCUACACCCAAAUAUUCUCUACUGUGCUGAGGAUGCCAUCUGCUGAAGGCAGAGCUAAGGCCUUUUCCACUUGCCUUCCCCACCUGGCUGUCGUCAUUUUAUUCAUUUCCACCAGUGCCUUUGAGUUUCUCAAGCCACCUUCUGAUUCUCCAAGUGCACUGGACAUUUUUCUCACUAUUAUGUACACAGUUGUGCCCCCAACACUCAACCCAAUGAUCUACAGCCUGAGAAAUCAAGCCAUAAAGGCAGCUCUGAGAAAGGUUGUUGGGAGAAGGAAAACCUACCUUUUUUGUUGA
Talpa occidentalis (Iberian mole) is the source of this 936-nucleotide messenger RNA. RefSeq names its product olfactory receptor 14J1-like. Gene Ontology annotation, biological process: G protein-coupled receptor signaling pathway. Gene Ontology annotation, molecular function: odorant binding; G protein-coupled receptor activity; olfactory receptor activity. The record is from RefSeq and is a predicted model, not a curated record. The coding region runs from base 1 to 936 and encodes 311 amino acids. Gene Ontology annotation, cellular component: membrane. NCBI's taxonomy places the organism in Eukaryota, Metazoa, Chordata, Mammalia, Eulipotyphla, Talpidae. The transcript has a single exon.